AUGUUGCUUGCAAUCCGCUACUUGCAUGCAAAGUUCAAGGCCCGAUCGGUGGAGAUGCGUUCCAGGCCCGAUUCAAGUGUUGUAGAGGAUGCAUCGAGGAAAGCUGCCUUGGCUUACAACUUAGCCAAUGAACUAUGCAACCUGGUGCCUUUGAGGUUUGAGCAGGUUUUCCAGGAUUGGUGUGUGGCUUGGGCUGAAGGGGAUUGCAACGUGGAUACUGAGCUAGAUAGUUUGCUCCUUGAAAGGAGAGAAGACUUGGAUCCUCGAACCCAUGUGCCCAGCAUGAAGAAGUUGUGUGAUGUCAUCUCCCGACCAGUGGUGAGAAGCCACCAUGAGGAAAGCUCCAUCACACAAGGACAAUUUGAUUUGGUGGUGAAGCAAAUUGAAUAUGAUGUUCAGGUUUUCACCACAUGGGAGGCCAAGAAAGCCACAGCUAUGGCUAAUCGUGAUCAUGCUGCAAUGAAAUGGAAGGUUGACAAGAGGCAGCAGGCCCUCGCCGCAGCUGACACCUUCUUCGAGUCUUGCUGUCGGAUUGUGCCUUGGGACAAGAAGGUUGAGAAGAACAUCGGCGAAUGCAUGAACUUUAGGCGCCAAGUGAUCAUGAACCAAAUGGGCUUGGAGCAUGCGACCCAGAUCCCACACAUUUGCUACCUCAAUGCCAGUGCCCCAUGUGUCCUCUCCACGGUGCAUUUGAAGAACAGUGUUGAGGUGAUGACCUGGGCCUUGGCUGAGAAUAUGCAAGGCGUGGGUCUUGUAGUCAACCCAGUGUUCAGCUACCAAAAGGGCCGCAUCCUUUUGGAAGAACGCGCCUUGUAUGACCAGCUCAUGGGUGGGAAUCACAAUCUGGAUUGGGGCUUUGCCAUAAUGUUUGGCAACCGGCAGGACAACAGAGACCUCCGACCUCUGGUGUAUGCAGGCAAAUUUAAGAACGUUUUUUGGAAUUCAGAGCUCCGGCGCCUUCAGCGAACCAAUGAGGUGGCCCAGCUGCACCAACGAGAUACGCGAGAAGUGGAAAACUUGGCUGACGAUGCUUUGCCUGAGUCUACUGAUACCACCAGCCGAGUGAAAGGUGCUUCAAAAUACUCACAAAUUGGUGCCGAUUGUUGCCAUGAGCUGCUCAAUGGCUUGCUGAAAGGGAGCACAUACUCAACCAUUGGUCCCGCUCUUUUGCUGAUAGAUUUGCACAUCAUGACCGGCGACAUGCUGCAGGCAUUUUGCAAGAUGAGGGCUAGCACGCCUCAUGUCUUUUACUUCGGGUUGGCUGAAGACCAAAAUGAAGCCAGCUAUGUGGAGCAGUGGAUCAAGAAUGAUAUGGCUGACAAGUUUCUUGCUGGCACCGCGCUCCCCAACGGAGAGAAAAUUGAGGCGUCUGUCCCCGAUGAUUUGCUGGAGGCCUUGCCCCAGAACCCUCGUCUCAACUGCUUGGUCAUUCGGGAUGGCAAGCUGUUCAUGCCUGCCAAGCUUGUGCAAGAAUGGCGUGGACACUCAACCUGUGGGAGCCAGUUCCAAAAGGUGCUGGACAAUUUUCUUGAGACCUAUGAGGUCAUCGAGGCCCAAGCAAUUAGUCCAAACGCUGAAGAGAAGAAGCGAAAAGCUGGAGAGCCAGAAGGACAGACAACCCCAAAGAGAACCAAGGCCACAGACCCAUCGCUUUUGAUUGAACUGGAGAAGAUCGACAAAGCGCUUUUGUAUGAGUGCAAGGUUGGCACCAACGUCAAGGACUCCUUGUGGCUUCAAGUCAGGGCUGGCAACCAUAUCUUCUUGGCCAACAAAGCCAACAAGGACUGGUCAGGCAAGGAUUUGCCAAUUUGUGGCUUCGGAAAGGGAAGCUUCAAGAUGAUCAAGGGUGAUGCUGACUUGCCGGAUGGUGGGGUUGAACUAUCUUUGGAAGGCAGUUCUGACCAGAUUUGUUUCGAUGGGCGUGUGGUGCAGCUGGGAGAAGUGGUGAAAGACUUGAGGAAAAAGAACCCCGAGACCAAAGUGACUUACUUCCAGAUGAGCUUUGAUAGUGAAGAUCCCCACAAGUUCCAACUGAAGAGAACCCAUCGAGUGGUGUUCAUUCCCAGGCCUGAGGAAAAAGCUGCUGAGGUGAAGGAUUCCAACGCUGGCGCUCGUGAGAAUGUACAGCUGUGGCACUCAAGUGAUUCAGUGGCCAUCAUGUGGCACAUGAAGCAUAGCCCAGUGAAAGGCCUCAUUCCAUUGAAGCCUGCGGUGUUUCUGAAAUCUCCGGUGCAGAUCCCGCCUCAGCAAGCGUUAGUAGUUGUUCGGCCCUAG
This is a messenger RNA of Durusdinium trenchii, 2274 nucleotides long. Lineage: Eukaryota; Dinophyceae; Suessiales; Symbiodiniaceae. The record is from the annotation of a GenBank genome assembly.